UUACCCCGCUGUGGAGCACCGAGCUUCUACCCCAGUCCAUAGCUCGCCGGCCUGUCUGCCGGAGGAAAAGCGGAAUUUUCUCCGACAUCCAAAAUAAGCCGCGGCACAACGCCUGUCUAUCGCUUUUUGACUGCCAGCUGGAGUUGAUGGACGGUUAGCGCGCCGCGGCGCAACUGCAGGCGCCAGAUACGCGACAAUGCACAGCUGCAGCCUGGGCGUCAAUGCCUUCCGGUCGAGCGUCCAGGUCGCCGCCCGCCAGCUUUCGAAGCCGUGCGCCCAGUCUCUGCGCGCUGCCCCUCUCUCGAGUCGCUGUUUUGCAUCUUGGCCGCCCGUUCAAUCCCAGCGGCAACCGCAGCGAGGAGGACAUGGUCGAAACGUCCUUUCAGCCCCCCCGGCGUUGAGACACAUCGGACCGGCCUACGUGCGGCGAUCGCCCGGUGUCCGGACACUCAUCCUUGGCCAGACCGUCAUUACUCACUAUGUCGACUUACCUCCAAACUACAAAGACGAAGAUGGCCUUCCGUUUGCAAAACGGGACCUGGAAACACAUGAGGUUAUUGCCGUCUUCGGAACGAACAUCAGCACGGCGGCCGCCAAUAAGCUCCUGAGGAUUCUACAUGGCCGCCGUGUCGCUGGCACGCUCGAGGACCCGACCCUGCGGCUCAAUACGAUGAAGUAUUCGAAGGAGCACCAGAAUACCGCCCUCCAUUAUCUCCGCAACCACGUCCCGGUCGACGAAAUCGUGAACGCUGGCCUCCGGGCCGAAGACGAACUAGCCGUUCUGGAGAACGGCGACGCCAAAGAGGCGGAAGAUACGGAAACGAGUAGCGGGCCGGGCCAGGCGUCCAAGCUGAAGCUCUACAAGGAGGGCGGUGCGGAGCCCAAGGCGAAAAAGGAUAGCUUCUACGGACAGAGCGCCCUCGAUGCGAUCCGCGCUCACAACGAGGCAAAAUGGCAGGCGGAGCUCAAACGGCGCGAGGAGGAGAAGAAGAAGCGGGAGGAAGAGGAAAGGCACGGCAAGGCGGGGCCACUGCAGGUCAGGGGCCAACAACAGCGACAGCUGAGCCCCAAGAUGCAGGAGUACAUAGCCAAGGCGCAAUCGUCGCUCAAAGAGCCGCCCAAAAUGAGCAAGUGGCAGCGUCUCUGGCCCUCGACCGCCGCCGCCCUCGUCGUGAGCGGGCUCUGUCUGGCGUACGCCGCAACCUACCGGCCGCCGAAGCGCACGGAUAGGCUGUGGCCCGACGUCCCACCAGCAGCCGCCACAGUUGGCUUGCUUAUCCUGGCCAACUCGCUGGGCUGGAUGCUGUGGAAGGUCCCGCCGAUCUGGGGCUUCUUGAACCGGAACUUUAUGGUCGUUGCCGCCACACCGCGGGCUGCGGCCAUGCUGGGCUCCAUAUUCUCACACCAGUCGCUCGCCCAUCUGCUGCAGAACAUGCUUAUCCUCUGGUUCCUGGGCGUACGUUUCCACGACGAAGUCGGGCGAGGCACGUUCUUGGCGACCUACUUUGCAUCCGGUACGGUUGGCGCUCUCGGGACGUUGACCAUGGCGGUGCUGAAGAACCGGCUGGACCUCGCCACCUUGGGGGCCUCGGGGGCCAUCUACGGGAUAGGGGCGGCGUAUCUCUGGCUGCACCGGUUCGAGUCCUUCCGGAUCUUCGGCCUACCCCCGCCACCGAGAGAGGGGGUUCAGGGUCUCAGCAUACUGGCUCUGGGCGCCGCGGUUAACAUUGGCGGCAUCUUCACCCCCCAGCGCUUCAAAGUGGACUUCACGGCGCACUUGGUGGGCAUCGGCGUCGGCAUGAUUGCUGCACACCUAGUUGAGAGGAGAAGGCUGGCCAGACAUCGAGAGGGGGGCCUUAUGGAGACCGUCUCAACACUAACAACGAAGGAGUAGGUAUUGAAACGCUUGGGUACAAGAUCAAGGCGCCACCAUAGAACGAUAACUAGGUGUAGACGGAUAUGCAUGUGGUUCGUCUGUAUAUAAAGUUUUGUACAUGUACUGAUGUAUACCAUCAUCGAGUUGCAUCAAUCGUAACUCUUGCAUUUCAUUUCGAUGCGCGCCGUCGACCUCUUUUAACGCUUCACUCGCGUCGUCGGAAGGGCGAU
Molecule: messenger RNA, 2106 nt
Organism: Chaetomium strumarium
Lineage: Eukaryota; Fungi; Ascomycota; Sordariomycetes; Sordariales; Chaetomiaceae
Exons: 1
Coding region: 197-1894 (565 amino acids)
Cellular component (GO): membrane
Molecular function (GO): serine-type endopeptidase activity
Source: RefSeq, a predicted model, not a curated record